Messenger RNA from Abrus precatorius (Indian licorice), 679 nucleotides. RefSeq lists its product as uncharacterized. NCBI's taxonomy places the organism in Eukaryota, Viridiplantae, Streptophyta, Magnoliopsida, Fabales, Fabaceae. The record is from RefSeq and is a predicted model, not a curated record. Gene Ontology annotation, cellular component: endoplasmic reticulum; endoplasmic reticulum membrane. Gene Ontology annotation, biological process: intracellular protein transport; endoplasmic reticulum to Golgi vesicle-mediated transport. The coding region runs from base 123 to 512 and encodes 129 amino acids. The transcript is spliced from 4 exons.
GUAUCAAAAAAAAAAAAAAAAACUCACAUCCAAGACAAUAAGGAAGGAAGGGAAAGACAACACUUCUGCAGAAGAAACGAAGCAACUAACGACCCGCCGAAGACAACACAUUUGCAGAAGAGAUGGCGUUGCAGUGGUUGAUACUCACCUACGUUGUUGCUGCUGAGGCUGCUGUGGCCAUUCUCUUAACCCUUCCCUCACCAAAGGCUUUGAGGAACCGUUUUGUCUCUCUCGUUUCCCUCAUUCUUCAACCUGCGCUUUUCAUUGUUCCCUUUGCAGGGUUUCAUCUCCUAGAUAUAUACUGGAAGAAUGAGCAUAGGUUGAUGUGUACCUCUGAGGUUUGUACUGCUGCAGAGAGAGACCGAUAUGAGAAAUCUAUAUACAAAGCUCAGAGAAAUGUAAUAUUGUGUGUUUCAGCAUGUCUUCUCUACUGGUCUAUUAGCCGCAUUUGCAAGUAUCAGAAGGAAAUCCAGAAUCUGGAGGAAGUGGAGAAGAGAUACAAGUCCAAGUAGUUUGUUUUCACAAUUUCCUAUUGUUGUGGUUAGUGAAUGAGAUCUUUGAGGCAGCUUUAGUUGAGUCUAGUAUGGACAUGCCAACAUCAUGUACCAAAUUAUACCCUAUGAGAUACAUGAGAUGCAGCUCUAUAUUUUCAAAUUCCAAUCUUUAUUUUAUUUUGCUG